Messenger RNA from Brassica oleracea var. oleracea, 878 nucleotides. RefSeq lists its product as uncharacterized. The record is from RefSeq and is a predicted model, not a curated record. Lineage: Eukaryota; Viridiplantae; Streptophyta; Magnoliopsida; Brassicales; Brassicaceae. The transcript has a single exon. Bases 56 to 730 code for a protein of 224 amino acids.
UCUUUAAUAAUGUCUGUCUGGUCCCUCUUUCUCUCUCUCUCUUACAUACGAAGCAAUGAAGAAGCUCUACCGGAAAGGAACCGUACACCCCUCGCCGCAGAUAAAAUCCGACGACCACCUUCUCUCCCUUCUUCCCGUUGCCAUCUUUUCACUAGCGGCGGUUCUUUCUCCAAAUGACCGUGAAGUCUUGGCUUACCUCUUGUCAACAGCCUCUUACUCAAGCGACCGAAACUAUACCUCUCGCAUGAAUAAGACCAAACCCCGCGAGAAGUCACGUUUAGACAACCACGCGCCUCUCUUCCACUGCGACUGUUUCAACUGUUAUACGUGUUACUGGGUCAGAUGGGACUCUUCACCAAGUCGCCAGCUGAUUCAUGAAAUCAUCGACGCUUACGAAGACAGCUUGGAGAAGAAGAAACACACCAAGAAGAAGAAGAACGUAAGUGGGAAGAAAGAUCGGAGAAAGCGUUCAGGGAAGUCUUCAGCUCUCGCUAGUCCUAGCUUUGGUACGAAUGAUUCAGAGAGUCUAAGUCAGGUCACUGAGUCUAUAGCAAGUUCGUGUGCAUGUUCGAGCAAGUUAGUUGAUGGAACUGGUGGUUGCAACGGCGGUUUGGAAUUUACGGAGGAGUUCCAUGCGGGAGACGGUAGCGAAGAGGCGGAGGAGGAGGAGGGGUCCGUUAGGAGGUUUGUGAGUUUCAUAGGUGAGAAAGUUUUUGGUGUUUGGGGAUGAGAAUAUUUACAAGAAAUAAAAAGCUAUAAAUGUUUGUUGCUUUGUGUAAUUCACUUGGAUCUUUGUAGGCCAAACUGUUUGAUUACCGAACGUUUUCAUGUGUAAGCGCAUUAACUGUACUAUAAUGCAACAAAAUAUCAUUGUCUUU